Molecule: messenger RNA, 660 nt
Organism: Fusarium pseudograminearum CS3096
Lineage: Eukaryota; Fungi; Ascomycota; Sordariomycetes; Hypocreales; Nectriaceae
Exons: 1
Coding region: 1-660 (219 amino acids)
Molecular function (GO): catalytic activity
Source: RefSeq, a predicted model, not a curated record
AUGACCUCCAAAACACCCCAAGAACUUCUCUCCGCUCUCCUUCAAACCCUUGAGCAUGACAUUGUCCCAUUGACAGAACAAGGCGUCGCCUCAGGAAGCAAAGUCUUCGGCGCUGCCAUCCUUUCGUCACAAACCCUCAAACCGCUCACAGUUUCAACAAAUUAUGAGCGGUUAUCUCCUCUGCUUCAUGGCGAGAUAAACUGCAUUCAAACCUUUUACACCAAGACCUUCCCUGAUCCAAAAACUCGACCAAAUCCUCGAAAGGAAUGCGUCUUUUUCGCAACUCAUGAACCGUGUAGUCUGUGUCUCAGCGGUAUCACAUGGUCUGGCUUCAAAGAACUAUACUAUCUUUUCACCUACGAAGACAGCCGCGACCAGUUCUCUAUCCCGUAUGAUAUUGAUAUCCUAGAAGAGGUUUUCCGUGUGAGAGCGGAAGGAGAGAGUGACACGGCGUUGAAGGACAGAGCUCUUUAUAAUAAGACGAAUAGGUUCUUUACGGCCAAGAGCGUUCAAGAUCUCGUUAAUGAGAUUCAUGAUGAGGACGAGAAACAGCGUCUCGACGCUGAAGUCAACAGAGUCAAGGCUCUCUACAAUGCGCUAGGUGAGGAGUAUCAGAGGAAUAAGAACAAUGAGAUAGAGACUUCAAGCACAUGGAAAUAG